UUCCGCAUUGCACGCUCGAGCUGUGACUAAAAAAAAAUUUGAAAAAUCACGUAAGAGGUCGGUAUAAAAGACAUUCUUUAAAUUCUCCCGCUGUGAAGUGCAACUCGUCUAGCUCUCGUUCCAGUUGAACCUCAGACACGGUGCAGUUGACAGUCCAGUUCUCACGCGUGAAGAUGAUCUACAGCACGUGUAUGUUUUUGUGCUACUAUCUCGGCACUUCAGUGCUGUUGCUUGCGUUUACAGUAUUGCGGCUUUUGAAACUCAUUCCUUGUACACAGUGGAUCAUUUCAGAGUUUGUAAACAAGAUUUCGACAAUCCAAAUGCCCAGGGAGGACUAUUGGGAUUCACUAUUCACAUGGCCUAUGUUAAGCUCCAAACGCUCGUCAAUGCUACUCGAACUGCAAAAGACAGCUUCUUGGGGAAAAAUCGCCCCAGACUCCCAGCUUAUUUCGGUAGACGGAAAAUCACGUUAUCGUCUCUUAGAAUUUUGCAGAGGCAACCGUCCUCUCGUCGUCAACUUCGGCAGUUGGACCUGCCCUGUUUUCAGAACAAGGGUGAACGAGUUCCUCUCCAUCGUGCGAGAAUUCAGGGACGUGGCCGAUUUCUUGACGAUAUAUGUAGAGGAAGCCCAUCCAACCAAUGGUUGGAAAUUGGAGGUGAGCGCGUGCCAGAAAGAGUUGUCAGAUAACAAAGAUUAGACGAUUCUGAUGUAACUUAGCGUAACUACCAAGUUCAAAUGAUCAGUUUCAAGGUCAAGCCAUCAAGUACAUGAAUUUAACGAGAAGCCACAUCUGUAUUUCAUAAAAAAGAUUUGCUGAUUCCAGUCACGUUCUAUUGACUGAGUGAUUUAGUCAGUUUUAAGGAGUCGAUGAUCCAUUGUUCCACCAAUUUUCUAUUGCGACAGACCUAGAUAAAGAAAUACUAGUAAUAUAAAUCAAGACUAUUCGUAAUGAUCACCCAGACAGACACCUUUAAUGCAAGAAUCACACAAUUGCCAUUCAGUUGUAGAAUGUUCGGGAAUAAAAAAAGUGAACGCAGUUUAGACAACCAUUCGAUUGAUUACCUUUGGGGCAAAAUUUUCAUCACGUUUUAAGUCGUCACUUAAAUGCAAAUUUUUCCCAAGAAUUUAAGACAGCGACUUAACUCUAAAAUGAAAUAAAACCUCCGGGGCAAACAUCAUUGUCCAUAUAAGAUAUUUUAGAGGCUAACGUUUUUACAAUGACGUGAUUUGUCUUGCAGAAUAACAUCACAAUACCACAACACCAAACUCAGGAAGAGAGAUGUAGCGCUGCAAAGAUGAUGUUAGAUUCAGUUGAAUUCAUCUGUCCAGUUUUGGCAGACACCAUGACGAAUGAAGCGAACAAGGCUUACGCUGGCAUGCCUAUCAGACUCUACAUCAUCAGAAGGAACCAAAUACAAUACGCAGGGGGGAUGGGACCCACAUUUUACAAUCUUAAGGAAGUAAGACAAUGGCUUCAGAACAUCAGAAUUCAUCCGAAAACUGCCAGGCACAGAGCGUAGAUAAAUGCGCGGGAAAAAUAAAUGGACUUUAGUAUCACUUUAGACAACUUCUUGCUCUAGCACGCUAGACGCACGUGGAAUAUUUGAAUCUGUAUGCACGCUUUGACCGCAGACCACUUCAGUCUGAUAAUUAAGUAGUAUUUUGAAGGAUUAUUGUCUGGAGGAAACAAGCCGCCAAGACAAUUUACUGAGGGAAUUUAAAAAAAAAAAAUUGAAGGAAGACAUGGUGUACAUACGCAUCUUCAAGUCUGGUAUAAAUUUAUUGUAAAACAAGAAGAAUUUUGUACAUUAUACAUACAUAUUUUAACUAUUAUUUUGAUACUGCAGUUGUCAGGUCCAUAGAUAUUACUAAGUGACGACCACGCAUAGUGGGUAAUGUUCUGUUUCAAUGUCACGUUCUAAGUCGGAACAUUGUACUAUUCAAAGGGAAGCUGUGAAUAAAUUACUACACAAGCACAAAUUACUCUACAUAAUUUGGCCUCGAGGCGCAUGUGGUACAUACAUUUGUGCGUAACUGUGAAAGCCGCCUAUGAGGCAGAGCUGCUUGUAUCCUUUUACAAACUUUUUUGCAGAAAGAACGCGCGCGCUAUUAAAAUCGCGUAAGUUCUGUAGUGUUUGAGGGUAAUCAAAAGUCAAGAGGCACCAGGUGUAAGUGCACUGUUUGAAUCACCUCCCAUCACUUUGUACGUAAGAAGUAAUUAAAUGACG
Pocillopora meandrina is the source of this 2229-nucleotide messenger RNA. Lineage: Eukaryota; Metazoa; Cnidaria; Anthozoa; Scleractinia; Pocilloporidae. The record is from the annotation of a GenBank genome assembly.